UCGCAAACUUUCCCUCUCCCACACAGGAACAAGUCAAAAUACGUUUGCGAUCAGCAAAUCGCAUUCAGAUGGCUCAACUAACAUCAUCAUGCGCCCCUCAUUACAUAAAGUAGCAGCUCCCGCGCUUAGAGGAUUGCAUACCAUAGUUUCCGUGCCCGCUCCAAGACCGCAGCGAUGUUUUCACCAGACCACUUUCGCCUCUCUCCCACGCAAGCGCUACUUCUUCACCUCCAGCAGAUUGUUGUCGGAUACUGACAAGAAUGAUGAAUUGAUCCUUUCAAAGGAUGCCGUCGAUCAGUCGGACGCUCAGCAGCAGAAUAAGACUUCGCCCUCCCCUAAGCGCAAAACCGCUCGAGCUUCCGCCGCCAAGACUUUGCGCCUGGGGCUCACUACGAAACAAACCAGAGGUACUAAAGAUGCGAGGGAAGAUCAUACAAGAGAUCAUACUGGACCAGAGACAGAUUAUCGUAGAACUAUCAAUUCUAUAUGCGUUGCUCAGUCUUUCGAUAUGGAUGCCGUACAGGAUAUACUACGCUUCCACGCAUUUGAGCUAGAUCCCGAUGGUACCGAAUUCGACCCCUCAGGUGUUGUACAUGCGAGGGGCAUCAAUAAUGGAGAUAUUUUCGUCUUCCCCUCCGGAACCAUUGUAGCAUGGUCAGUGCCAGCCGACGCCUUUAAGACCCUUGCCACCAAGCAGCUCAUUCGAGCGGCCGAGCUUCCUCAUCUUAACCGUGUCGAGAUGGAAGAGCUUGAGUUCAUACCAGACGAGACACGUGACACCAGUUAUAUGAAGGGAGAGGUCGUCGUCUUAGGCACGCGAGCGCAAGAAUUAGAAAAUGACAGACUAGACACGACUCUCGCAAAGAUUGCCUUCUCCAGCGGGUUGGCCAGAAGUCCAAAACUAGCAGUGUUGGAAAACCAGGCCAUUGAGCACUUCGAAUACUCUAAGAACAGCUUAAAUUUCAUCGAGGGUGGUUUAGAGCAUAAACUAAGACGGCGCGCCGUGUUGAAGAUGACCGGUCAACUCUUGAGCCUGAGGUCGCAGCUGAAUCAUUAUUCGGAUAUCACGGACCAGCUACCGGAUAUGUUCUGGGACUCGGAGUCGAACCUAGAGAAUUACUACAAUCAGAUUAGUACCGUUCUAGAUAUCCGGCAGCGCAUUGGUAUUCUGAACAAGAAGAUCGACUACGGUUUUGAGAACGUAAGCGUUUUGAGAGAGAUGGUCAGCGAAAAAGUUGGACAUCGGUUGGAGUGGAUCAUCAUAUUCCUUAUUACCAUCGAAGUCGGGUUUGAAUUACGAAGGGUGUAUCGUGAGGAUAUAGUUGAGUCAAAAUCGGAUCAGAUAGUGAAAGUCUAGUCAAGAAGCAGCAGCUACAAAAACACUACUCCUUCACGUACCUUAUAUAUGAUACCCCUUUUUCAUACAAUAUGAUUUCGUUAACUUUUACUACCCACAUAAUACGGUCCUUAACAGGAUAGGACCCUAUCAUAUAGGGAAUUACCCACGCGAACCCCAAGAGAACCAAAGACAUCAAAAAGGGGAGCCAAGGACUCUAGAAGUAGGUAGAAAGAGAAAUCUCAUCAGGUUCGGCAACGUACCCUAAGUUGUUCAUCGGUAGGUAAUAUGUUACUAAUCAAAACAAUACUAUAUGGCAAUAAUUUAAGAAAAAGGAACUUGCGAUGAGGUAAGUGCC
This is a messenger RNA of Annulohypoxylon truncatum, 1694 nucleotides long. RefSeq lists its product as uncharacterized. Bases 89 to 1357 code for a protein of 422 amino acids. The record is from RefSeq and is a predicted model, not a curated record. The transcript has a single exon. Gene Ontology annotation, biological process: positive regulation of mitochondrial translation. Lineage: Eukaryota; Fungi; Ascomycota; Sordariomycetes; Xylariales; Hypoxylaceae.